Molecule: messenger RNA, 867 nt
Organism: Malurus melanocephalus (red-backed fairy wren)
Lineage: Eukaryota; Metazoa; Chordata; Aves; Passeriformes; Maluridae
Gene: CIMIP5
Product: chromosome unknown C2orf50 homolog
Source: RefSeq, a predicted model, not a curated record
AUGGAUGCGCGGCUGUCGGCUCCCCUCUGCUGGCGGCUACCCGGGCACGGAGCGGAGCGGCCACAGCCACCCCUCCCCGGGCCCUCACCUGCCAGCUGGAACUCAGCGAGGGCCCAAACCGCCCCAAUAAUCACAAAAGGAUGCUUUUCCAGGCAGGUGCAUGGGGAAGCUGUCGGCUCCCCUCUGCUGGCGGGUACCCGGGCACGGAGCGGAGCGGCCACAGCCACCCCUCCCCGGGCCCUCACCUGCCAGCUGGAACUCAGCGAGGGCCCAAACCGCCCCGAUAAUCACAAAAGGAUGCUUUUCCAGGCAGUCUCAAAAAUGGACAGUUUGGGAAGGGGUUCUGGAUUCAGGAGAAAUAUCUUGGUUAGGUCGUGACAAACAGCAAUCACACCUCUGGGACAAYGAGCCCCAGCUCCUGUGUCCAGCAGCACCCAACCAAGCUGACCUGUCACUGCACAAGUGGCUGCUUGGGCCUGGGCAGACCAGCACCAGCCAGACCAGGUCCAACAGGAYAAGAUCUAGUCUGUGGAGGCUCAACAGAGAGGAAGGAAAAUCUGGCACCAGAACUGGAGCUUCCUAAAGGACCAUGACUAAAUGGGUAAGAGAAAGGAGCAGAAGCCACUGCCAAACUACAUGUCUGUGUUCUCAAGCAAAGUUCCUAACUCAACCAACCAAAAUAUUGUCAGUCAAAUAAAUACUGAGCUUGGCAGGGCAGGGUAAAUACGAAAUUACUUCUUCAGCAAUGGAGCACAAAAGAAACUUCAGGGUGAGCUCCAGCUUUCUAAGUGCUUCAGUGUAACAGCAACAAAGCAAGUCCUUUCAUGGGUAAAAAUGGAUGUUGUCCAACAAUGCCAUAAUAAAUGA